Theobroma umbraticum is the source of this 2209-nucleotide messenger RNA. The record is from RefSeq and is a predicted model, not a curated record. Lineage: Eukaryota; Viridiplantae; Streptophyta; Magnoliopsida; Malvales; Malvaceae.
AUGUUUCAUUCUCUAAAAUACAUUCGUGUUUUGGAUCUAAAUUCAGGCACUCUUGUAGAAUUGCCAAGCUCUGUUGAAGAGUUGAAGCCACUAAGAUACCUGGACCUCUCUAGAGCACAGAUCAAAGUGCUUCUCAACUCAAUGUGUAACCUUUACAAUCUGCAGACACUUAAAACUUCUAGGGUGCCUUUGGCCCUUCGAAUUGCCCAAGGACUUCGGAUGCUACCGUCAAAAAUGGGAAACUUAACCACUCUAAAAAACUUGAGCGCAUUUCUUGCUAGUGACACAAGCGGACAUGGAAUUAAAGAACUGAAGGACGUGGCAUAUCUUACUUCACUGCACAUGUUAAAGCUAGGAAAAGCAGUGGAUGAGGCAGACUCAAAGUUAAAUGAGAAGGGGAGUCUUCAGAAGCAGGUGUUAGAAUGGAGUGGGAGAGCCUUCAACGAACAAGAUAAAGUCGAAGCCGCGAGGGGCCUUAAAGACCUCAAACGUUACCCAAAUCUCGAAGAGCUGGCAAUUCGUCACUUUGUAGGCUCUAAUUUUCCUUCUUGGAUGACAGAUGGUCUGCUCCAAAAUUUGGUUACACUUUCCUUAAAUCAUUGCACUAAGUGCAAAAUAAUCUCUCUUGUCCAGUUACCCUGCCUUAGAGAGCUCUAUAUCAAAGGGAUGCAGGAGCUUGAGGAUUGGCAAGAAGAUCAAUACACUUCACUGUGUACGCUACAUAUUAUAAACUGCCCCAAGCUGAGGAAGGUACCUAACUUGAUGUCCAAUUUAAGAGUUCUCAAGCUAAAGAAGUGUGGCUCAUUGAAGGCUCUUCCAAUGGCUCCCUCUCUGAUGCUUUUAAUACUUAUUAACAAUCUUGUUUUGGAGGAUUGGAAAGAAGGAAGUUGCAUCGCCCAAUAUGAUCAAGGCAACCAAGUAGGCCAACCCAGGCCUGCUUUGAUUGGUCUUUUAGAAUUGAAAAUGGUAAACUGCCCCAAGAUCCGAGAACUGUCUCAACUGUAUGCUCCACAAAAACUGGAGAUAAGUGGAUAUGAACUUGUAAGUGCCGUUCCUGAGCCACAGUUCGCCCAGCGUCUUCAGCAUUUAGCUCUAGACACAUGUUCAAACGUAACACUAGUGAGGGCAAUAUCUAAUACGAAUUCUCUCUGCUUCCUGGUCAUUUCAAACAUCUCAAAUCUAACCUCUUUCCCAAAAUUGCCCCUUCUUCCAGCGCUUAAGGCUUUGUACUUCAGUGAUUGCAAAUGUCUCACUUCUUUGUCUGAACAAAAAGGUUCAUUGCGAAGCCUGUCCUCUAUCCAAUUGCUCUCAAUUCAAGGCUGUUCAAAGCUUGAAUCAUUGCCAGAUGAAGGGUUACCAACAGCACUUGAGUGUCUGAUGAUUGGCUCAUGCCCAAUGCUAAAGUCUCUAGGUGCCAAAGAGACCUUAAAGAGCCUCCUUUUUCUCAAGGACUUGUAUAUGGAGGAUUGUCCCUUGACCCAAUACUUUCCUGCAGAGGGGCUUCCUCCCUCUCUCCAACAGGUGAAGAUUCAUGGGUGUCCCCAAGAGAUAGAAGAAUGCCAAAAAGAGGAUGCAGGAGCUACAGAAUGGUCAAAGAUCAUGCAUGUUCCGGACCUGGAAAUCGAUUCCAUCAAUCUAUCUUCCACGCAGAUGUGCCAAACAACAAAGCACGGAUUCAUUGAUUUGUUUUCUGUAAAGGCAGAAUUAAGUGCUUAAUUAUUGAAAGAUGUAAAAUGACCCAUAGUUCCAACAAUCAUAGAGUGUUGGUGUCUAUUGGUUGCAGAACAACAUGUGGCCGUGUACACAAGGGAAACAAAAUGCCUGGCAGGACGGCUGGAAGCAAAAGAAAGAUCUGGAAGCUCAAGAUUGUGAAAACUGACAAUUCAAGUUGUGAUGAUCAAAGGUGCUGCCCCUGGUAAGCCAGGAAAUCUGCUAUGUAUAACUCCAUGUAAGAUUGUUGGAAGAACAUACCAACGAACUAGCUUCAUGUAUCCUGAUUUGUUUGAUUUUCGUUCUGCAUCAUUGCAACAAUGCUGUACGGAGCUAGCAUAAUUCAAUGGCGCUUCUGGUUUUGAAAGGAUGAACAGGACUGCUGAUAUUGUAUUUAAUGCAAUGUGCACAGGUGGGCAUGUGGUGGGCAACUAUGUUGGAAGUGUUGUAAGAUACACUUGAUUGAUUGAUUGUUGUUUUGAUACUCAGGUGGAUUGUU